Capsella rubella is the source of this 1107-nucleotide messenger RNA. RefSeq names its product protein SRC2. The record is from RefSeq and is a predicted model, not a curated record. Gene Ontology annotation, biological process: defense response. The coding region runs from base 32 to 946 and encodes 304 amino acids. Lineage: Eukaryota; Viridiplantae; Streptophyta; Magnoliopsida; Brassicales; Brassicaceae. The transcript has a single exon.
GCAGGACUGAUGUUAAGCUAUCGUUACAGAUAUGACGAAUCUAAAUCUAGAGCUCAAAAUUAAUUGUGCAAGUAAUCUUCUGAAUGUCAAUCUCUUUACAAAGAUGGACGUUUUCGCCAAAAUCAGCAUUCGUGCCAAAAAUACUCCAAAAAAACAAAAGGCGAAAACCAGUGUCGAUCGUUCUGCUGGAUCUAACCCAAUUUGGAAUCAAACCAUCAAUUUUUCCGUCAACGAGAGGUUAGUCCAUAAUGAUCAUCUGAAACUUGUCAUAAAAUUAAUUUCUCGCCGGGUCCUACGUAACAAGGAGAUCGGAAGAGUUGACCUCUCGUUACUGGAGCUUUUCAAUUCAAUCACGCCGCCAAUUAACGGUGACAGUAACAGUGAGAAGAUGAAUCUGAUGCGGUAUCAGGUGAUAACUCGAUCGGGUAAAAAGUCAGGAACUUUGACUUUCUCGUACCGGUUUAAAUCAGAUUUGAUGGUGAACGUGAAUCGUCAUUCGGUAAACACACCACCGAGUUUUCCUCCUCAACCACAAAUUGACCAUCGACCUUCAAGUCCAACAGAAUUGCCAAUUGCAUAUCCACCUUCGGCUCCACCAGAAUUGCCAAUUGCGUAUCCACCUUCGGCCCCACCAGAAUUGCCAAUUACGUAUCCACCUUCGGCUCCACCAGAACCAAUUGCGUAUCCACCUUCGGCUCCACCAGAAUUUCCAACUAUAAUUCCUAGGCUGCCUUGGCCACCGUCUCAUUCGAGACACUCUUUUGCUGCUGGAUCGAGCAAUGGUCCUCUUCCUCCUCCAAUACUCUCCGACGUAAUGACAUUGGAGCAAUUCAAUCAUGCUUACAACAACACACUACGAUCAUUGAGCAGCCGAGGGAUACCGCCAGUGAUGCUAAACGGUUAUGCACCACCGGCACCACCGCCGUCACCAACAAGAUAUGGAUAGAUAAGUUCGCCGUAACAACCAGCCGGAGGAGAAUAGAACUUUUGGAUUGGAAGCUGGGCUUUUGGAUGGACUAAAUGAUUGGGAGAGAUUGUGUCUUAUGGCCCAAAACUCUUUUGUUUCUUUUUCUUUUGGAAUUUCGUUUUUGUUUUCCCUUCUGUUUC